ACAAAUACGAGAGGAGAGGGUCGGGAGGAGUCGUCUCGCCCUUCCUCUUCUUCCCCGCGGCCGUCGUCGUCCGCGUCCGCCAGUCCACGACCAGCGGUGAGGCGGCGCUGGAUUCUUCUUCAUCAUUUUCUCUAAAACACCCACCGCCUUUUCAACGGAAUGCCCAAGAAGAAGGCCGCAGCGAGCGGCACGAAUCGCUGCUUCGGCGACGACAUCCUCCGGCACGUGCUGUCCUAUCUGCCGCUGGACGAUGCCCUGCAGACCUGCGUGCUCAACACCAGGUGGCGCGACCACUGGAGGCACACCACCGACCUGAGCCUCAUCUUUGACGACCUGAGCUUCGAGCGUUUCAAACAGCUGGUCAAGCUCUUCAUCCAGCUCCGCGGGGACUCGCCUCUCGACAAGUUUGUGAUCCUCGCCUAUCCUGAGAGUGACGAGUGCACGUACACAAACACCAUGUUGUUGAUCGAGUACGCUCUGAAGUGCCAAGCUAAUGAGCUCAUCGUCUUUAGUCAUCACUCUUACGACACAUUCGUACUCGGCGUGCCUCUCAUCUCCCAGCACUUAAAUACCAUACACCUUCGCCUGGUUUACCUAGAAAGCUCCUCUCUAGAUUUUUCGCACUGCCCGGUAUUAGAGUAUCUAAGGAUAGAGCUGUGUAGAAUUAAUGCACGCAGGAUAUCUUCCAAAUCGCUAAAGCGCAUGUGCAUUACCGACCAAUGUUCCUUCCCGGAGGACUUCCACGUUCGGAUAUUUGCCCCUGGUCUUGUCUCACUGCAACUUGAUGAUUUUCGCGGCUUGACACCUUCCCUUGAAUACAUGCCAUUUUUAGUAACAGCUUAUGUUGGGCUUGGCAUUCUAUGCCCUGAACUCAAGGACCGUAGUUCUCAUGCUUAUCCUGUUGAAGAGGGUGUGAUUCUCCAUGGUUUGUCCAAUGCUGUCAACUUGGAGUUGAUAGCUGAUUACAGAACUGAAAAGUUUAUCUACAGCCUGGAUUUAAAAUGCUGCCCUAUAUUUGACAAAUUAAAGACUCUAUUACUCAAUGAGUGGUUUACGGCUAUUGACCUAGUGUGCAUUCUCCAACACUCUUCAAUUCUUGAGAUGCUCACUCUUCAGCUUGAGAACACUAAGAAACUCAUUAGUGCAAUGGGAGCUCAAGAAACAAUAGAACUGUCAUUUGUGUGUGCCUACCUUAAGGUUGUCAACAUUGAAUGUAGAAAGGUUGAUGAUGGGAUUCACAAGAUUGUCAACAUCUUGACUACAUGUGGAGUACUUCGUCAGCAAAUUAGCAUCAAGAACCCACAUGCUAACUCAAACUGUUUCAGCUUCCAGAAGCACGAGCAACCGCGGUGGCGUACACCAUUGGCGCCUGAGAUGUGUGCUCAGUCGUGAUGUUGGUCUAAAGUCUUAUGUGUUUCCGCGAAGUGUCUGUAACGGUGGCCCUGUAUUGGCAGUUAUCACAACCUUUAGUUUCUCGCUUUCGAUCUAUUGGUCACGUGUUGUAAAUUGGUUUUGUUGGUUUUUGG
This is a messenger RNA of Triticum aestivum (bread wheat), 1526 nucleotides long. RefSeq names its product F-box/LRR-repeat protein At2g42720-like. The record is from RefSeq and is a predicted model, not a curated record. NCBI's taxonomy places the organism in Eukaryota, Viridiplantae, Streptophyta, Magnoliopsida, Poales, Poaceae. Bases 160 to 1392 code for a protein of 410 amino acids. The transcript is spliced from 5 exons. Gene Ontology annotation, molecular function: protein binding.